AUGCAGCUCUCUCUCCCUUUGGUCCUGAUCUCAUGCCACAUCGUCGCCUUCAGCGCGUCGAUGCCACUCCCCCAACAUAAUGCGGCAAAGGAAUCAUGCACCGAAGCAUCCACUCCUCCAUCCCCCAGCCACGCCAGACAUCCGGCUACGAUCAAGGCCGCCCCGACGGGCCUUCAGGUCCGCCUCUCGGCCUCGCCUUUCAACUGUCCCCCCAGACCCGUCCCCGCGCCCCGGCCCAUCUAUCGCCGUCAUGCCAAGUCCAGCGUCGCACAAGCGCACUUCACACUCAAGCGUGUCCGCAAAGUCAGCGGCCGUAAACAAUCAAAUGCUACGGCGAGCAACAGAGCAGUCUCCCAGUCCAAGACCAAGCUCAUGACUCGAUUCAACUUCGCCCACAUUCGACGCAUGAGCAAACGAAGCCCAGAUUCUCCGCUUGCUGGUCUCCUCGGCUCGCUCUCUUCAUCUCUGGGCUCACUUCCCGUAGUCGGAGUCCCACUGGGCGGUCUAUUAUCGACGCUGCCGACGAACGCGCUCGCUGCACCAGGCGCCGUUUCGGGCCUCCUGGGCACCGUAACGGGCGCGGCCCAGAACGCUCCCGUCCUGGGCGAUCUGCUCAAGCUCUUGCCCCUCAGCGCCCUCCUCAAGGGCAAUCCGAUCGACAGCCUCAAGGGCGCCCUCUCCGGUGUCCUUAUCGCAAUUCCCGUCCUGGGUGGCCCUCUUGGUGGCCUCGCUAACGUGGCGACUGGCGCCGCGAGCGCCUUACCUAUCUCGCUGCUAGACAUGCGCACUGUUUCCCCCAUCAAUGCACAGCGAACCGUGACUGAAUCUACUGAGCCGGAGCCUGAAGACGAAAGGGAACCAUCUCAAUCAACCACUCCAGUGUUCUUGGACCGUACAACCAAGCUGUCACAACAUGACAUGAAUGAAUCGUCCGAAUAA
Molecule: messenger RNA, 939 nt
Organism: Puccinia triticina
Lineage: Eukaryota; Fungi; Basidiomycota; Pucciniomycetes; Pucciniales; Pucciniaceae
Exons: 4
Coding region: 1-939 (312 amino acids)
Source: RefSeq, a predicted model, not a curated record